AUGGACAAAACAUGGAUGCACACUCCUGAAGCCUUAUCAAAGCAUUAUAUUCCCUAUAAUGCAAAGUUUCUAGGCAGUACAGAAGUGGAGCAGCCCAAAGGCACAGAAGUUGUAAGAGAUGCUGUUAGAAAAUUAAAGUUUGCAAGACAUAUCAAGAAAUCUGAAGGCCAAAAGACACCCAAAGUUGAGUUACAAAUCUCAAUCUAUGGCGUAAAAAUUCUAGAUCCAAAAACAAAGGAGGUCCAGCACAACUGUCAGCUCCACAGGAUAUCCUUUUGUGCCGAUGACAAAACUGACAAGAGAAUAUUUACUUUCAUAUGCAAAGACUCAGAAUCAAAUAAGCACCUGUGCUAUGUGUUUGACAGUGAGAAGUGUGCAGAAGAGAUAACUUUAACAAUUGGUCAAGCAUUUGACUUAGCUUACAGAAAAUUUCUGGAAUCCGGAGGAAAAGAUGUUGAAACAAGGAAACAAAUUGCAGGUUUACAGAAAAGAAUCCAGGAAUUAGAAACUGAAAACGCAGAACUGAAGAACAAAGUUCAAGACUUGGAAAACCAGUUAAGAAUAACACAAGUACAUGCAUCUCCACUGCUGCACAUAAAGUGUGAUAAUGAUGAACAUAUGUUUCAAAGACCCUCUGCUUUUUUCUGGUGUAACAAUGAGGAUUCACCUCCUUGUUUAGAUAUCUCUUCCAUUACGCUUACUCCUAGGAGUUCUCCUGACUCUAGACUACCACCUGGAUUGUUAAUACCACCACCUUCAAAAAGUGGUCUUCCAAAGCCUGCCAGUGAAUACAGCUGCCCAAGACCUCGUGCAGGCAGUGUGACACCUAAAUCACCCUCCACUGACAUCUUUGAUAUGGUUCCCUUUUCUCCCAUAUCCCCUCAGUCAUCAACACCUACUCGCAAUGGUACACAGCCUCCUCCAGUACCCAGUAGAUCUACAGAGAUCAAGAGAGACCUUUUUGGAGCAGAACCUUUUGACCCUUUUAGCUGUGGAGCAGGAGAUUUCCCUCCAGACAUUCAGUCCAAACUAGAUGAGAUGCAGCGUCAGCGAUGGAGGGGUUCAAAAUGGGAUUAA
Molecule: messenger RNA, 1077 nt
Organism: Cinclus cinclus
Lineage: Eukaryota; Metazoa; Chordata; Aves; Passeriformes; Cinclidae
Gene: GULP1
Product: GULP PTB domain containing engulfment adaptor 1
Exons: 12
Coding region: 1-1077 (358 amino acids)
Source: RefSeq, a predicted model, not a curated record